AUGCCUUCCGACACCAACGACCUCGCCGCCCCUGGCUGGACCGCCCAUCCGAGUCCUUUCCCCGCAGCUCGCCGAGACGAGACCGCUUCCACCACCUACAACUCGGCCGCAAAGGGCAAGGUCACCGUCCCGGAACCCUACCUCUGGCUAGAGACGCCCCCCUCGCAGUCACAAGAGACCAAGCAGUGGGUCCACGCCCAGGCCCGCCUUACACAGUCCUACCUCGAAAGCUGCCAGCCGGAUCUCGACAUCCUCAAGAAGCGCCUCGAACGCAACCUCGAUUUUGCGCGCGCCUCGAACCCCUCGCUCAAGGGCGACGACAAUUACUACUACUCGUACAACUCCGGUCUCAGCCCCCAGAGCAUCAUCUACCGCGCAUCCAAGGACCAGGUACAGCACCGCGCAGGCAACGACGACCAGGCUGGCUCCAACCCCACCGGCGAGAUCUUCUUCGACGUCAAUCUCCUCGACGCAAAGGGCACCGUCGCCCUGUCCCUCACCUCGUUCUCAAAGACUGGCCGCUACUUUGCCUACGGUGUCUCAAAGAGCGGCUCGGACUGGUUCAAGAUCUACUUUCGCCAAACCGACAAGCCCUUCCGCCUGCCCGCAGAGCACUACAGCGAGAACGGCACCAUUCGCAUCUCGGGCGACCAGCUGGCCCCGUACAUUGACGCGACCGGCGGCAAGGAUCGCCUCGACGACGUCCUCGACGACAUCAAGUUCAGCGGCGCCAGUUGGACCCACGACGACGCGGGCCUCUUCUACCAGCGGUUCCCUUCGCUCGUCGGCGUCCAGGACAAAGGCACCGAGACCGACGCCAACAAGGACGCCCAGCUCUGGUAUCAUCGCAUUGGAACUUCGCAGGCUGACGACGUCCUCGUCAUCCCCUCGGACACGAAGAUCCCCGAGUCGAUGUGGUCCACCAGCAUCACUGACGAUGGCCGCUACCUCUGUGUGCGCAACUCGCGCGACACUGACACAAAGUCGCGCUACUUUGUCGCAUCGCUCCACGACCAGCAGAUCGGCGAUCAGAUGCGCUGGGUGCCCCUCUCGCUCGGCUUCAAGUACGAUCUCGACUACGUCGGCAACGUCGGCGACCGUUUCUACUUCCUGACCAACAAGGACGCGCCCAACUACCGCCUCGUCUACUGCGACAUCGACUUCGGCCGGUCCCGCGCGGGCCCCGUCUGGUCGCUCGAGGGCGACGACGUCGAGCUGCGUGACCACAUCGCCGAGGACGCCGGCGCGCUGCUCAGCAGCGUGUCGCUGGUGGCCCAGAACAAGCUCCUCGUUGUGUACUCGCGUGACGUCAAGGACGAGCUGUACCAGUACGACCUGGUCACGGGCAAGCGCAUCGAACGCCUGUUACCGGACCUGGUCGGCACCAUCAGCCAGAUCUCGGGUCGCAAGGACGACGACCACGCUUUCGUGCAAUUUGUGUCGUUCGUCAACCCGGGACAGAUCGUGCGCCUCGACUGGACGGGCAAGACGGCUGGAAGCGACAAGGUCACCUCGCAGAAGCUCUAUUCGAGCACGAGAGUGGCGGGAAUCCGCAGCGAGGACUUUGUCAGCGAGCAGAUCUUCAUCACGUCCAAGGAUGGCACGCGCGUGCCCAUGUUUGUCACGCACCCAAAGUCGCUGGAGCGAAACGGCAGCGCGCCGGCGAUCCUGUACUUCUACGGCGGCUUCAACAUCCCCAUCAUGCCGUCGUUUGUGCCGACGAUGAUGACGUGGGCUGCUUCCUACAACGGCGUAAUGGCCUUUGUCAACGCGCGCGGCGGCGGCGAGUACGGUGACAAGUGGCACGAGGCCGGAUCGUUGCUUAACAAGCAGAAUGUCUUUGACGACGUCCUCUCGGCCGCGCGCCACCUUCACGAGAGCGGUUACGCGCAGAAGGGCAAGAUCAUCCUUAGCGGCGGAUCCAACGGCGGACUGGGCGUGGCCGCAUGCGUCAACCAGUGCGCAGACGAGCACGGUGUCGGCGCAGGCAUAGCCGACGUGGGGGUCAUGGACAUGCUCAAGUUCCACACCUGGACCAUCGGCAAGGCCUGGACCGCGGACUACGGUAACCCCUCUGAGGACCCGGAGAUCUUCGACUACAACUACAGGUACUCUCCCUUGCACAACGUCGAUCCGAACAAGAUCUACCCCACGACAAUCCUGGCCUGUGCUGACCACGAUGACCGGGUGGUCCCCGCGCACUCAUUCAAGCUGAUGGCCGAGAUGCAGCACAAGCUGCCAAACAACCCCAACCCCCUUCUGCUCCGCGUCGAACUCGACGCCGGACACGGUGCAGGCAAGUCGACUCAGAAACGCAUCCAAGAGGCAGCCGAGAAAUAUGCCAUCACCGCUCGUGCGCUCGGACUCGAGAUCCAACCUGAAGAUGCAGAGGUGGUCGGGAAGCUGUGA
Molecule: messenger RNA, 2409 nt
Organism: Pseudozyma flocculosa PF-1
Lineage: Eukaryota; Fungi; Basidiomycota; Ustilaginomycetes; Ustilaginales; Ustilaginaceae
Exons: 2
Coding region: 1-2409 (802 amino acids)
Biological process (GO): proteolysis
Cellular component (GO): cytosol
Molecular function (GO): serine-type endopeptidase activity; oligopeptidase activity
Source: RefSeq, a predicted model, not a curated record